CGCCGAGACAGCUACGCUGAGAGCGGUGAGGGUGAGUUGCAGCAACGUAUCAUCAUGGGCGGAUCGAGGAGCCGACAGCAACCUGCCCGGUCGACAGCCCACCUGUAGCAUCAACAUGGCACAUUCCACGGAGGGGACCAAAAACCGGAGAGGAAGUGGUGCGACUGGAGGAACCAUAAUGAAGAAUGGCAUGGUCAGCAUAGACCCCGUCUCCACAGCACAACCAAGCCCAGACCUCCACAACCACCAUGAGCACAACAAGCCCCCCCUCAUCCAGCACUCCCUGCCGAGGUACAAGGCCUCCGCCCUGUACUACGGCAGCCCCGAGCGGGGCCAUGAAGAUCAGGACUGCCACAGCCUGGCCUCCCAGGACUCUGGUAUCCCCACCCUGGAGAUCAACCAUCCCGAGCACAUCCACGCCCACCCACACCCAGGAGAGAGUGGCCUUACCCUGGGGUCGAACCACCACGACCAGCGCCCCGCUACCCUCUCUCUGGACCAGUCUGGAGACAGCGCUGGCCUCCGCAAGUCCUCCACCUUCCCCCGCAGCAGCUAUGACUUGGUGCGCCUCUUCAGCCCCGCCCCCAGGUCCAGCGCUGGCGGUGUGGGAGUCAUGGCGAUGAGUGGCGUGGGAGGCAGAGGACUGAACCGCAGCGACGACAUCUCAGUGUGCAGCGUGUCGAGUUUGAGCACGGAGCUCUCCGCCACGCUGUCGGCGUCCACCGAAGACAUCCUGGACUUCAUGGUCACCUCCGACUCCAGCGCCAUCGUCACCAUGGAGACGGACGAUGGCGGUAGCGCCCACUUCUCAGACGUGACGCUGUCUCCAGGCGGCGACAUCGAAGGGGGUCUGCGGAGUCCGCAGCGGAGACACAUGGGUCCGGGGGCAGAGGAUGAGGGUAGGCCCAAGAGGCUGGGGCCACUGGCUAGCUUCUUCAACAGGAGUCUGUUUGUCAAGAAAGUGAAGGACACUCGGCCAGUGGAGCAGAAGGACCCGGGCUGGAAGCUUUUUGGGAAAAUCCUCCCUAGAGAGUGCUCAGUGAAACACCCCCAGAAAAUACAGAAGGAAUAUGAAACUAAGAGUAGCAGAGAUGGACCUGGCCACAGUCCCCCGUCUCCCAGACAGAGUGUGAGGAAGAACCUGGACUUUGAACCCCUCUCCACCACAGCACUUAUACUGGAGGACCGCCCUGCUAAUCUGCCAGCGAAGCCUGCAGAGGAGGCCCAGAAACACAGACAACAGUAUGAGGAGAUGGUGGCCCAGGCCAAGAAGAGAGAGCUCAAGGAGGCCCAGAAGAGGAGGAAGCAGCUGGAGGACAGGUGCAAGCUGGAGGAGAGCAUAGGCAACGCCGCCCUGACCUGGAACCAGGAGAUUCUGCCCAACUGGAGUGCCAUGUGCACAUCUCGGCGGGUCAGGGAGCUCUGGUGGCAGGGAGUGCCCCCAAGCGUCAGGGGCAAGGUCUGGAGCCUGGCGGUGGGCAACGAGCUCAACAUCACCCACGAGCUGUUUAACAUCUGUCUGGCCAGGGCAAGGGAGAAGUGGAAAUCUAUGCCUACUGCACCACCCACUGAACCAGAGGCUGAAGAUGCAGGUUUGUCUCUGGCGGACAGAGAGGCCAGUCUGGAGCUGAUUAAACUGGACAUCUCCAGAACCUUCCCACACCUCUGUAUCUUCCAACAGGGAGGUCCAUACUACGACGUGCUGCACAGCAUCCUGGGAGCAUACACCUGCUAUAGGCCAGACGUUGGCUACGUGCAGGGCAUGUCGUUCAUCGCGGCGGUGCUGAUCCUCAACCUGGACACAUCGGACGCCUUCAUAGCUUUCGCCAACCUGCUGAACAAGCCCUGUCAGAUGGCCUUCUUCAGAGUGGACCACAGCCUUAUGUUGACGUACUUUGCAGCAUUUGAAGUGUUCUUUGAAGAAAAUCUACCAAAGCUGUUUGUACAUUUCAAGGAAAUCAACUUGACCCCCGAUAUUUAUUUAAUUGACUGGAUCUUCACCCUGUACAGUAAGUCGCUGCCGUUGGACCUGGCGUGUCGGGUGUGGGACGUGUUCUGUCGUGACGGUGACGAGUUCCUGUUCCGGGUGGCCCUGGGCAUCCUGCGCCUGUACGAAGACGUGUUGACCCGCAUGGACUUCAUCCACAACGCCCAGUUCCUCACCCGCCUGCCCGACCACAUCCCCCCCGAACAGCUCUUCUCACACAUCCACGCCGUCCACAUGACCAGCAAGAACAGGAAAUGGGCGCAGGUUCUUCAGGCCUUACAGAAGGAGCAGGAGCGGAACAGUCCAGUCCUAAAGCACUGAGUCCAGUUAUCCAGGAGCAAAACAACAGACACUAGCACAUUCUCUAACCCAGUACUCCACCUGACCUUAUGAAACGCUGGACCCAGGCCAGGCGGUGUGUGAGAGCUGCCCUCUAGGCCCCAGAUAGACAUGCCCUCCCUGGGAUGGACCUACCCCAGGCUCGGAGCACUCAGGGAUGAGGAAAAUCAGCCACUGUGUUCCCCCUGGACCUGGUUUAUGGAGCAGAGACCCUGGAGGUCUGGAAAAGACUGGGGUAAGGGGGGACAAGGACUUAUUAUAACCCACCACCAACACAUGCUGUGUCCCCCAAAUCGAACCGGGCAGAAGAAUGAUGCUCUCGAAAGUACUGUACUCUCCCAUAUUUCUAUAGCAGGGAUGCUAGUUCCUCUCUUUCUCUCGAUCUCUCCUCCCUCUUUCUCUCACUUUUCACUCCUCUCUCCCUGUCUCUCUCUCUCCUAUUUCUCACUUUCCCCUCCCUUUCUACCUCUAUUCCAAGCCUCCGUUGCUGUUGGUCAUUCCUACAAAUCGGCUGACUUUUUUACUGUUAGCCUUUUAGUUAUUUUUGUUUGGUCUAAUGUGGUUUCAAUGUCUUUUUAAUUAGUUUGCCGUUUAUUCGCUUGUUUUCCGUUUGUUUGUUUCUAUUUGUGUCCGCACUAUUCUAUGAAGGAAAGACUCCCAAGGAGAAGCCGUGGCCGUUUGUGAUUUGGGGACAACGGUUCAUCGGCUUGAAAGGAGGGGGUAGUGAAUUGGUUUUUAUUCUUAUGAAGAUUAAUCUGAAAUGCAACAAAUUAUGUAGUGUUGUUAGAGGCACUAUAAUGUUACGGUUCACUUUUUAAAGAAAUAUAUUUUUCUUUGUAUUUUACCCCUUUUUUCUCCCAAUUUCAAUCUUGUCUCAUCGCUGCAAUUCCCCAACGGGCUUGGGAGAGGCGA
This is a messenger RNA of Coregonus clupeaformis (lake whitefish), 3238 nucleotides long. RefSeq names its product TBC1 domain family member 14. The transcript has 14 exons. Lineage: Eukaryota; Metazoa; Chordata; Actinopteri; Salmoniformes; Salmonidae. Bases 116 to 2308 code for a protein of 730 amino acids. The record is from RefSeq and is a predicted model, not a curated record.